This is a messenger RNA of Vitis riparia (riverbank grape), 1128 nucleotides long. Its product is annotated as photosynthetic NDH subunit of lumenal location 4, chloroplastic. Gene Ontology annotation, cellular component: chloroplast. The coding region runs from base 47 to 667 and encodes 206 amino acids. The record is from RefSeq and is a predicted model, not a curated record. The transcript is spliced from 7 exons. Lineage: Eukaryota; Viridiplantae; Streptophyta; Magnoliopsida; Vitales; Vitaceae. Gene Ontology annotation, molecular function: peptidyl-prolyl cis-trans isomerase activity.
AAGGCUGAAACCAGAUAGAUAGAUAGAUAGAUAGAAAGGAAGAAAAAUGGCGAUCUCUGCACUAACUGUAGCAACUGUCAAACCCCAAACCCUUCAAACCCACCAUCCUAAACCCUCUCUCUCCUUCAAACCCAUCGCUAAUUGCAUUUCUUCAACAAAGAGACCAGUAUUGGAUGUGGGUAUUGGGCUUUUGGCAGCUUCAGUGGUGGCUUUGUCUCCAUUGGAGGCAACUGCCACAAGAAUCGAGUACUACGCCACUGUAGGAGAGCCCAAUUGUGAGCUCAACUUUGCAAAGUCCGGGCUGGGUUACUGUGAUGUUGCAGUGGGAUCUGGUGAGGAGGCUCCUUUUGGUGAGCUUAUCAAUGUUCACUACACUGCAAGAUUUGCUGACGGGACAGUCUUUGAUAGCAGCUACAAACGUGCCAGACCUCUCACUAUGCGAAUUGGUGCUGGAAAGUUGAUUAAGGGACUGGAUCAGGGAAUUUUAGGGGGUGAAGGAGUACCUCCAAUGUUAGUAGGUGGAAAGCGGAAGCUUCGGAUUCCUCCAGAGUUAGCAUAUGGGCCAGAACCUGCAGGCUGCUUUUCUGGUGACUGCAAUAUACCUGCCAACGCUACUCUUCUCUAUGAUAUUAAUUUUGUUGGCAUCUAUUCGGGAAAUGCGAAGUGAAGGAAGCCAAUGCAUGCAAAAGCUGAUAGAUGAGAAGCCUAGUGCAAAUUCAAUUUAGCUUCAAAAUCCUGCAGGCAUGUGCCAUUUAGCAGUGAAAUAUCACCUGGAAAAUAUUUUAAAGCAGGGGAAUCCAGAUUUGGUUAAGCCAAACUGAAACAGAAGGCAGAAUAUGGCUCAAACCCGUCACCUUAUUCAAAACGCUGCAAUGCCCCUUGCUGGCUAACUCAGCUUGGUGUGCUUGGUCCUGGGAAUUCUUCUAUCCUUUACUGGGGUAAUUGACCGCCCUAUUGAUUAAAUAAUAUAUAUGCAUUUGCACAUAGCAUACAGCUUGAUUACCUAAAUGUAUUUAUUUGGGAUACUGUUGUUUAAAUUCAAUUUUGUAUCAAAUUCCUUACAUUAAUAUGCCCUUUUGGGGUUGUUUCUGGAGCUGUUUUAUUAUACAUCUGAAAACUUUAUCAUCA